This is a messenger RNA of Arachis ipaensis, 708 nucleotides long. RefSeq lists its product as uncharacterized. NCBI's taxonomy places the organism in Eukaryota, Viridiplantae, Streptophyta, Magnoliopsida, Fabales, Fabaceae. The record is from RefSeq and is a predicted model, not a curated record. Gene Ontology annotation, molecular function: zinc ion binding.
AUGUUUUGUAUAAGACACAUUGGCAGUAACUUCUUAAGGGCAUUCAAAGUCCCUCACUUGCAGAAGCUUGUUGUCAACAUAGGGUAUUCAAAAACGGUGGAGGAGUACAAUAUCAACUAUAAGAGGUUGGAAGAGCGAGGCGAGGCAUAUGCCAGGUGGUGCGAUGCCAUUGGACUCAGACAUUGGGUAUUGGCAUUCGACGAGGGACAUCGAUGGGGCCAUAUGACAACGAACCUUGUCGAGUGCAUUAACUCAGUGUUGAAGGGUGCCCGUAAUUUACCUGUGUUGGCGCUGGUCCAAGCAACAUAUUAUAGGUUAAAUGAACUCUUUACGCAGAAGAGUGCCGAGACUCACGAACGCAAGCGUGCUGGAUUUACGUACUCUGCUGGGAAUAUAGUUGUCCACCGCUUUGAUAGACGAAAUGAUGUGUUUGAGGUGCACGAAAUGACUACUGAAAAGGUGUUAGUUGUUGAUCUUGCACGACGGACGUGUGACUGUGGGUACUUUCAGGUUGAACGAAUACCAUGUCGCCAUGUUAUUGCUUGUUGUGCUAACCAGCGUCUCGAUUGGCAGUUGUAUGUGCAUGAUGUGUACAAGAUGGCGGAGGUUUGUAAGGUAUAUAGAUUUGAGUUCACACCAUUAGGAGAUCCCGAGACAUGGCCUGCUUAUGAGGGACCCACAUUGGUCGCUAAUCCCACCCUGAGGUGA